Miniopterus natalensis is the source of this 3427-nucleotide messenger RNA. The record is from RefSeq and is a predicted model, not a curated record. Lineage: Eukaryota; Metazoa; Chordata; Mammalia; Chiroptera; Miniopteridae.
AUGUCCUUGAAGCAGUUCCUGAGCUGCUUUCCUUUUCAACAGGAGGAAACAAUCUUUCUUUCUUUGGUUUGUAUACAGGUUCUAGUCAAUACUGCUUGCUGUGUUUUGAUGUUGAUGGCUAAGCUGAUCCAAUGUAUUGUGUUCGGCCCUCUUCGAGUGAGCGAGAGACAGCACCUCAAAGACAAGUUUUGGAAUUUUAUUUUCUACAAGUUCAUUUUCAUUUUCGGUGUGCUGAAUGUCCAGACAGUAGGAGAGGUGGUCAUGUGGUGCCUCUGGUUUGCUGGACUUGUAUUUCUGCAUCUGAUGGUUCAGCUCUGCAAGGACCGAUUUGAAUAUCUCUCUUUUUCUCCCACCACUCCGAUGAGCAGCCAUGGCCGAGUUCUGUCUCUGUUGAUGGCUAUGCUGCUUUCCUGCUGUGGAUUAGCGGUUAUCUGCUGUGUCACAGGCUACAUCCAUGGGAUGCACACAUUGGCUUUCAUGGCUGUGGAGUCUCUUCUUGUCACAGUGAGGACUGCUCAUGUGAUUUUACGAUAUGUAAUCCACCUUUGGGACCUCAAUCAUGAAGGGACGUGGGAAGGGAAGGGAACGUACGUCUAUUACACAGAUUUUGUCAUGGAGCUCACUCUCUUGUCCCUGGACCUCAUGCAUCAUAUUCACAUGUUGUUAUUUGGCAACAUCUGGUUAUCCAUGGCCAGCUUGGUCAUCUUCAUGCAGCUGCGUUACCUGUUUCAUGAGGUCCAGCGUCGAAUCCGCCGGCACAAGAACUAUUUGCAUGUCGUUGGCAACAUGGAAGCCAGGUUUGCAGUUGCAACUCCAGAGGAGCUAGCUGUCAAUAAUGAUGACUGUGCCAUUUGCUGGGACUCCAUGCAGGCUGCAAGGAAGCUGCCAUGUGGCCAUCUCUUCCACAACUCCUGUCUUCGUUCCUGGCUAGAACAAGACACCUCCUGCCCAACAUGCAGAAUGUCUCUGAACAUCACUGACAAUAAUCGUGUCAGGGAGGAUCAUCAAGGAGAGAACUUGGAUGAGAAUUUAGUUCCUGUCGCAGCCGCUGAAGGCAGACCUCGCUUAAACCAACACAACCACUUCUUCCACUUCGAUGGGUCCCGGAUUGCAAGUUGGCUGCCGAGUUUUUCAGUUGAAGUGAUGCACACCACCAACAUUCUAGGCAUCACGCAGGCAAGCAACUCCCAGCUUAAUGCAAUGGCUCAUCAGAUUCAGGAGAUGUUUCCCCAGGUCCCAUACCCGCUCGUGCUGCAGGACCUCCAGCUGACACGCUCAGUUGAAAUAACCACAGACAACAUUUUAGAAGGACGGAUUCAAGUACCUUUUCCCACACAGCGGUCAGAUGGCAUUAGACCUGCAUUGAACAAUCCCAUGGAAAGGCCAAACAGUGACCUGGAGGAGGGAGAAACUUCUGCCCAGGCGGAGCGUGUGCCACUGGCUCUCAGCCCUCGGCUGGAGGAGGCACUGGACUUCAGUGAGGUGGAGGCGGAGCCCAGUGAGGGGGAAGACUUUGAGGCCCGGGGGAGCCGCUUCUCCAAGUCUGCCGAUGAGAGACAGCGCAUGUUAGUCCAGCGGAAGGACGACCUCCUGCAGCAGGCGCGGAAGCGUUUCCUGAACCGAAGUUCUGAAGAUGACUCGGCCUCAGAGAGCUGCCUGGCCUCAGAAGGCACAACCUCCGACCCUGUGACCCGACGUCUAAGGAUGCGGACGGCGGGGGCCUCAGAAGGCACAACCUCCGACCCCGUGACCCUACGUCGAAGGAUGCUGGCGGCUGCCGCAGAACGGAGACUUCAGAAGCAGCAGACCUCCUAGCGCUCCCGGCCUUCCUCAGCCACCUCCGCCCGAGCAGUGCGCCCCCUGGAGAGGCCUGUUCUCAUCCCGCCUGCUGUCUGAAGUGGGCUUGACUGCAUUGCCGCUGUAUAAAGCAUGUGGUCUUACUAGUGUUUGGACAGCUGACAAAUGUAAUCCUUUUUUGUAAUCCUUUCUAUGUGACAUUUCUUCUCCCCUUAGAAACACUGCACAUUUUAACUCUGGGCAUGAUCUCUUCUGGCAUCGACUGGACUUCUUGGGGAUGGGGAAGAUCAGGAGGGCGUGGGCAGCCAGAGUCUCUCAGGCCGGCAGCUGAUUACUGCUUUAUGCAUAAGUCACAAUGAAUGCCGGUGUCUCAGCUCCAAAUCUGGCAGGAAGUGUGGGGGUUGGGGGGUAGGACUCAUGAAGAGCUGACAUGUACAGUGGGAGCUGACUCCACACCACAGGAGAGUCUCUGCCAAAUGCUGUUCUUGUCAGGAAGUGUUCAGAAUGUUGCAGGGGCCGGACCCCUGGGCUCCUGGACCCCUGGGCCCUCAGGGCAUCUUGGAAAAACGACUCUUGGUUUGAUAUCUGGAGUAGCCCAGGGCUAGAAUGUGAGCACGUGACCCAUGUGCCCCAGAACAUCCAGGACUUCCUUUCUGAGUCCCAGUCAAAGCUGGUUUUAUUUCCGUUUUCGCUGGUGCUCCUGCGUCUCACGAGUUUACCCUGUGUGUGUGUCCUCUCCUCUCUGCAUGUCACUGCCCCCAGAUGUGGGGGGUGUGUGUGGGCAGCACUGAAGGGGUUGAGCAGCAGCUUUAGCUUAUGGUUUGAAUUCCUUGGCCGAGUCAAUACCGAAGGCUGUGGAUUUGGUCCUUGGAGAAAAUGGUCCUUGGAGAAAAUGUGGGCUUUACAAGAUGGAGAGGACUCUCUGGAGGGCUUUGCUGGAGAAAUAAAAGAUACCUUUUCUAUCUUCUCUGGAGCCCUCAUUUUCAUAACUGUGUUCCUGUUGGUGUAAUUAGACGUGGGAAGGCAAGAUGCUGCAUCCACCUGCUUGGAGCAGACCCAGGUCCUGACCCUUUUCAGAUUCUUCACACAUUUAACUUUAAGGAUUUGAAACAUGCAGUGAUAGGUUACAUAGUUCAGUUUUAUGUCCUUUCGGAUUAAGUUUUUUUAAAUGUUUGAAAACAGUUUUACAGUAGUCCUUUGGGGGAGAAUCCAGUAUUACCUAAAAUUAUUGGCAAAGUUAAAUGUAUUUUAAACGGAAAGUUUUUAGAAUGUUGAAAAGUAAUUGAAAAAAGUGAUGAGUGAAUGUUUAGGCCAAGAUAAUUUAUUUCAGUAAAUUUUUCAAAAGCCUUACCUUUGAAAUGCUGUUAGUAAAUUUCUGUGAUUUUUUAAAAAGAAAAUGUGUUUUGUUUUGCUGAGAGCAUAGUUAUUUGUUUUUAUUGUAAAACAAUAAUAAUAAUAAAAAGCAAACCCUAUUCUUAGUGUGCUGUGUGUGGCUGGAAGCUAAGGCUGGUUUUUUCAGAGGUGCCACUGUUGGAUUCUUUUUUGAUUUUGUGUGUACCAUUUUGGCUGGAGGGUUUUUUCCAUCCUUAUACUCUGCAGGCUGUGCUCAUUAAAAAUGGCAUUAAAUGUU